GUUACACAGCUCAAAUACAAACUAGUUAUACACCACUUAGACAAGAAUUUAGAGAGAGCGAUGUCAUUUCACCUACUCAUCUUCAACAAUUACAAUUACAAUAUAGGCAUAGUGACAUGUCCACGUCGUUUUUAAGGAGUAGCAGGAAUUCGAUAUUUCAAUCGGAAAUAAGAGCCGCUCAUGGUGACCCAGACGACCCUUUAUUAAAUAAUAAAAAUAACCCUUAUAAUAUUAAACUUAGCACUCGAUCCAUCUCUUUGCCCCAGAAACUUGACCCUCACUAUCAACUGCAAAAUAAGGACAUUGAGGGUCUUACAUCACCUGUUUCUCCUGGUACGAUAACCGUAACUCCAUUACUUAAUGGUUCAAAUGCAAAUAAAAAAUCAAAAGGUUUAAUAGUGUGCGUCUGUUUUAGUCUUAUUGCUGGAAUAAUAUUUACUUUAUGGGCUGUAACUACUCUAAUGCCACAUUACACUAAUGACCAAAGUUCAGGACAGAGUAUAAAUCCUAAGCAACAAAUACCAACGACAUGA
Molecule: messenger RNA, 533 nt
Organism: Scutellospora calospora
Lineage: Eukaryota; Fungi; Glomeromycota; Glomeromycetes; Diversisporales; Gigasporaceae
Source: the annotation of a GenBank genome assembly